Messenger RNA from Punica granatum (pomegranate), 2439 nucleotides. Lineage: Eukaryota; Viridiplantae; Streptophyta; Magnoliopsida; Myrtales; Lythraceae. The record is from RefSeq and is a predicted model, not a curated record.
CUGCCAUUGGCUUUACAGCACCAGAGAGGAGAGGAGAGGAGAGGAGAGCUGAGAGCUUGGAGCGAAGAACAUUUUCCCUUCUCUUCUCCUCGUCGGGGUCGUCGGUUCUCCUCCACCAUCUCGUUUCUGAUUCAACUCUCUCUCUCUCUCUCUCUCUCUAAUCAAAUUCCUUCGAUUGUUUCAAUCACCUGCAAAAACCCUAAUAGCUAUGCAAGAGGCCGAGCUCCACGACCUCUCCGAUGAUGCUGAUUACGCUGCUUCUCAGCUCCAGGGUUCAGUCUACAUGACGCGAAGCGACAGCACCAAGACGAGCUCAACCACUGAGCCUGAGGGAGCUGAAGUGGUCUAUCUGAAGGACAAUGUGACAAUUCACCCCACUCAGUUUGCCUCCGAGAGGAUCAGUGGCAGGCUCAAGUUAAUCAAGCAAGGAUCCUCUCUUCUUAUUAUGAAUUGGAUACCUUACAAGGGGCAAAACUCGAACGCCCGACUCUCUGAGAAAGAUAGAAAUCUUUACACAAUAAGAGGCGUUUCUUUCACGGAUGUGAGGUCGAUUCGCCGGCACACUCCGACGCUUGGGUGGCAGUACAUCAUUGUUGUUAUGUCCUCAGGACUUGCAUUUCCUCCUCUUUAUUUCUACAGUGGAGGAGUCAAAGAGUUCCUUGCUACAGUAAAGCAACAUGUUUUUCUUGUGAGGUCAGCAGAAGAUGCGAACGUGUUUCUUGUGAAUGAUUUUGAAAAUCCUCUGCAGAGAACCUUAUCUUCCUUGGAACUGCCGAGGGCUGUUUCUGUUGCAAAUGUGCCUCUGCCGUCAACAUCAACGCCUCUUGGAGAGUUGCCUCCGAAUGAAAACCAGGACGCAGGUGAUGGGAGUAGAAGUUCCAGUUCUUCUCUAUAUAAUGGUAGGACGAGGCAAAAGGUCCAUGAUCCUGCUCGGGAUAUCUCAAUUCAAGUAUUGGAGAAAUUCUCCCUGGUGACGAGGUUUGCACGUGAGACAACUUCACAACUCUUCCGCGAAAGCCUUAACAAUGGAUUCGCCGUGGCAAAUGAGAGGAGAGCUCACGGUCUGUCCCCUGUUAAUUCCUCUCACAAGCUGGUGCAUGAGGCAGAGAAGGCACCUGAGGAGGUGCCUGUUGCUCCUGACCCUAUCGAGUUUGAUAAGCUGACGCUAGUAUGGGGACAGCCACGACAAGCACCUUUAGGAUUGGAAGAGUGGGCAACUUACUUGGAUUCUGAAGGACGAGUAAUGGAUUCUAAAGCCUUGAGAAAAAGAAUAUUUUAUGGAGGAGUUGAUCACCAUUUAAGAAAACCGGUCUGGGCAUUCUUACUGGGAUACCAUGCCUAUGAUUCAACAGAUGCUGAAAGGGAUUAUCUCAAGCGCGUUAAGAAAACAGAGUAUGAAACCAUAAAACGGCAGUGGCAGAGUGUCUCUGCAGAACAAGCAAAAAGGUUCACCAAGUUCAGGGAGAGAAAAGGCCUUAUAGAGAAAGAUGUGGUGAGGACUGAUAGGUCAAUCUCCUUCUAUGAAGGAGACGACAAUGUCAACGUGCAUCUUCUGCGUGAUAUUCUAUUGACAUAUUCAUUCUACAACUUUGAUCUUGGGUAUUGUCAGGGUAUGAGCGACCUACUGUCACCAAUAUUGUUUGUCAUGGAAGAUGAAUCGGAAUCAUUCUGGUGCUUUGUUGCUCUGAUGGAACGUCUUGGACCCAAUUUCAACAGAGAUCAGAAUGGCAUGCACUCUCAACUUUUUGCCCUGUCAAAGCUGGUGGAGUUGCUGGACAGUCCGUUGCACAACUAUUUUAAGCAGAAUGACUGCCUGAACUAUUUCUUCUGUUUCCGCUGGCUUCUGAUUCAGUUCAAGAGGGAAUUCGAGUAUGGGAGAGUGAUGCGCCUGUGGGAGGUCCUCUGGACGCAUUAUCUGUCAGAACAUCUUCACCUCUAUGUUUGCGUUGCUAUCUUGAAGCGCUACAGGAACAGGAUAAUGGGGGAGCAGAUGGACUUUGAUACCUUGUUGAAGUUCAUUAACGGGUUGAGUGGGGGAAUCGAUCUCGAUGCUAUCCUCAGGGAUGCUGAGGCACUGUGCAUCUGUGCUGGGGAGAAUGGUGCUGCUUGCAUCCCGCCAGGAACCCCACCGUCGCUGCCUAUCGAGAACGGGUUACUAUAUGCACAGCAAGAUGAUGAGGUCUUGUAAAUACGAUUAGCAUUACCGCCUUCGUUUUGUUGUUGUUCUAGAAACCGUGGGGGAAGGGGUUUUAGAGCAGUCAGUCGGGAUUUUCUGGAAUCAACUCUCCUUGCGUCCUUUCCUUUUUUCUUUUCUUCUACCUUUCUCUCUCUCUCUUUUCUUUUUCUUUCUUUCUUUUGUCUGUACGUACUCGGUUUGGUGAAAUUGAUGAAACAUAAUUGGAAUAGCGAUGCUAAUGAAUGCCGUGCAAUAUAAAUACA